Molecule: messenger RNA, 258 nt
Organism: Nezara viridula (southern green stink bug)
Lineage: Eukaryota; Metazoa; Arthropoda; Insecta; Hemiptera; Pentatomidae
Source: the annotation of a GenBank genome assembly
AUGUUGCAGCAAAAAAGAAAAGUGGACUUGUUAACUAUUACGCACCCGAAGAAUAUGUCACCAAAUGGAAAAGUGCAUUGCAUUGUGAUACUAGGUCGCGUUCAUCCAGGAGAAUCGCCGGCUUCGUACGUUUGUCAAGGUAUCAUUGAUUUCUUGGUGAGCAGUCAUCCUUACGCUGUGAUCUUGAGAGAAAGUGUUGUGUUCAAAAUUAUACCGAUGCUGAAUCCAGAUGGGGUUUUCAUGGGAAAUCAUAGGUAA